Messenger RNA from Magnolia sinica, 2474 nucleotides. Its product is annotated as transcription factor bHLH30. Gene Ontology annotation, molecular function: DNA-binding transcription factor activity; protein dimerization activity. Bases 765 to 1781 code for a protein of 338 amino acids. Gene Ontology annotation, biological process: regulation of DNA-templated transcription. The record is from RefSeq and is a predicted model, not a curated record. NCBI's taxonomy places the organism in Eukaryota, Viridiplantae, Streptophyta, Magnoliopsida, Magnoliales, Magnoliaceae. The transcript is spliced from 2 exons.
AGGAAAUAAAGAAAUAAAGAAAGGAAGAAAGAAAGAUGAGGAAGAAGAAUACUACAUGUAUGUUAGAAGGAAGUGUCAUAGUAGAACUAGUGCUAGUGCUAGUCAUGGAUGACCUUCACGGGUGAUCAUUUCACCUAUUUUUUCUAUUUUCAGUCAGAGAGAGAGAGAGAGUAAAAGCAAAAGCCAUGAAAUGAAAUCAUACUACUGAAACCAAGGUGGAAGAAGAAGCAGGAGAGAGAGGAGUGCGUUCCAAGACACAAUCAUUACGUCGUUUUGGGAAGCAGGAAGGAGGCGUGGAAUUAGCAAGCUUAGAACGUGGGCUUGACCGAGGUAGACUUUUAUCAUCAGGCCCGGUCGGCUCUCUCUCUCUCUUCUGUUGCUGGUGCUGUUGCUGCCCCCCUCUUCCUAUACUGCAUCAAAGUAAUAAUAUACUUUCGAGCAAAGAAGAAAAGAGGAGAAGGAAAAAAGAAAAGAAAGAAAGAAGCCAAUAUUAUAUACAAAGAAGAAAGAUAUAAAGUAUGCCGUAGGAAGAAAGGAAAGGCAAGCAAAACUCGUACAGUACAUCAAUAGCCCCACCCCCAAAAGACCCGAGAGAGAGAGAGAGAGAGGGGGAUAAAAAGAGAAACAUAGGCAGGGCAGCAGAAAGAAGAGAAGUCUAAGGUCUAAUGCCUUUUAACAAUAGCAGAGAAAAGAGUCUCAUCUGAUACAAGCCUCUGUCUCUCUUUAAAGAGAGAGCUUUUCAAAUAGAGAGAGAAGAAAGAGAGAUGUGCGGAAAGAAGGUGGAAAAUCAAGAAGAAACCUCCCAAAGGAUGCAUGACUACCAAACAUAUCAAGAUCAGAUGCUUCACUCCCACCAAUACACCGAUGGUUUUCCUCCAUCUGCUGGUCUUCUUCUCCCCGAAAAUUCCCACCUUCUUCCUUGGUCCAUCCCUCCGGUCCAUAACCUCAAUGCCCUCAACCCGGUUCAGUUCAGCUCGAACCCGGUUCGAGACCUAGACCACUUCCUCCCUUCUCCUUCUUCAUCUUCAUACAGUGGCUUAUUCAGUCGCCGUGCCUCCGCCCUUCAGUUUGGCUAUGACGGAUCUUCUUCCGACCCUCUUGCGCUUGCAAGUCUUUACGGUACGGACACCUUGAUGGGUACAGUUGGCGGCCGGGCCGGCUCCGGUCCUUUCAGCCUCCAGGCCGAAUUAGGUAAGAUGACGGCUCAGGAGAUUAUGGAUGCCAAGGCGCUUGCAGCGUCGAAAAGCCACAGCGAGGCAGAGAGGCGGCGACGGGAAAGAAUCAAUAAGCAUCUUGCUAGAUUGCGCAGCCUGCUUCCGAGCACCACCAAAACCGACAAAGCUUCAUUGCUCGCGGAGGUGAUUCAACAUGUCAAAGAACUCAAACGUCAGACGUCUGAGAUCGCCGAGGCCAGCCCGGUCCCAACUGAGGUUGAUGAGCUCACCGUUGAAUCGUCAGAUGAGGAUGGAAAUUUCGUAAUCAAAGCUUCCCUUUGCUGUGAUGAUCGUUCAGAUCUCUUACCUGAUCUAAUCAAAACACUUAAAGCACUCCGCCUCCGUACACUCAAGGCUGAGAUAACCACACUUGGUGGCCGUGUAAGAAACGUUUUGCUCAUCACUGGGGAAGAAGAAGCAAAGAAUAGCGAUCAGCAGCAUUGCAUCAAUUCAAUUCAAGAUGCCUUGAAAGCUGUCAUGGAGAGGACUGCAGCAGAUGAUUCUUCUUCAGGCAGUUUAAAGAGACAGCGAACCAAUAUCAGUAUACUCGAACACAGGUCUAUCUAACCAACUUCAAUGAGUUCGUCUAGCCUAUGUUGCGACUCAACUUCACUGAGCAUGCCUCCCCAUGUGGGGCACACAUGCAGCGAUGGAUCGAUGAUUGGAAUGUCCUUUUGGGUGCUUCUGUGAAUGGACCACAGUCCAAAACUCAAACUGAAUGGAUAAAUCUGAUCAUUGAAAAGAUAUUUAUUUUUAUUUUAAAAUUUCACAGUUAAAGUUAAGGAAUCAAUGAUCAAGAUCCUCAUUUCAGCAUGAUUAUUGGAUAGUGUUACUCUUACAGUAUCACCCCAGAAGAUGGAGGGUUCUGAUUAUCUGACCGUCUGUUAACGUGUGCCCUACAUGAUGGUGAGGCUGAGUCUGGACGUAGGCAAAAUGAACUCUCAACUUAUUUUGUUUUUCUUUUCUUUUGGGUGGUGUGGCUUAUAUACUGUUUUGUGGGUCUAUGUACUUCCAUGCAAGUGAAAAAAAAAAAAAAAAAAGAAGCAAAAAAUGGAAGAGAGAGAGAGAGAGUGUGUGUGGGGAUAGAAAAGAAAAGAUAGGUGUUUGUGUUUGGUUGUAGAGGGAAUGCUUGAGUUUCAAGUUGUUUGAACAACUACCGUGACAAUGGGAGGAUCUUUUUCGUGAGAAGAGGCCUUAAAUGAAACCCUAGUAUGGAUUCUGGAGAAUGGAGUUGACUGGUUUCUUGUUUUUGUUUUCUAC